ACAUGUGAAGUCAGGGAUCCAAAUGCAGAGGCGAGGACAUCGAGAAUCUCCUCGCAUUGUCCUCCAUUGUGCUCGCCGCAUCGCUGGCGCCGCCAGCGGUUGCCGCGGGGGUGCUCGUUGCGGAGCCCGAGUUCAUGCGCAACCGGACCCAGCCUAUGCUCUCCGAGCUUCGGCGCCAGUACGCGGCGUGGGAGCGAGACCUGGGCCGCCGGGUGCUCGAGGAAUAGGCUGUGCGCGCCCGCGUUGACCUCUUGGGGGUCAGGGGGUUCGGGUGGGGAGAGGAGGGAGCGGUGGAGGCACGGCUCUCGCGGCGAGCAAGCAAUUCCUCGACGUGGCUCUCAACGACCAGUCAACCGGUGAGCAGGCAGGAGUUAGAGAGACGGAGGAACUAGGAGAGAGAUGUCAGGUGGGCAUGAUGCCAUGAACCGAAUUGCACUCACAGCAGCAGGAACAAACAAAACCGAGAUCGACCGGCGAGCACUCCUUUGCUUCAAGUCCGGCAUAUCCUCUGACCCCCUGGGCAUCCUGAACUUAUGGCUCAAGACCUCACUCAACUUCUGCAGCUGGCCAGGGGUCACUUGCAGCAAAUGGCUUCCAACCCGUGUGAUCUCUCUAGAUCUCACCUCCACGCAUCUCGGUGGGCAGAUAUCUGGUUGCAUAGCAAACCUGACAUCUCUAUCGCGGAUAAAUCUUACAGAUAAUCGCCUAUCUGGAGCCAUCCCUGAUGAGUUGGUCAAGCUUGCUGGCCUUCAGACUCUGAUGCUUGCCGGCAACCACCUUGAAGGUACCAUCCCUGAUGCAUUAGGCGCUAGCAUGUUUCUCAGCUAUGUCAAUCUUGCAAACAAUAGUCUCACUGGUGGUAUCCCUCACUCCUUGGCCAAUAGCUCCUCACUCAGCACGCUAAUCCUCUCGCGUAAUAACCUCAAUGGAGAGAUCCCUGCUUCAUUGUUUGCUAACUCAUCUACACUUACUAUAGUCGAUCUGCAGAUGAAUUCAUUGGCUGGUGUUAUCCCGCCUUUGGGUAAGGUCACAGCCCUCAAAUAUCUUUGUGUUACAGAGAACUUCCUUUCUGGAAGCAUACCUCCUUCAAUAGGAAAUGUUUCUUCCCUCCACUCUAUAUUUCUUGGCCAAAAUAAAUUUACAGGGUUAAUUCCAGAAAGUUUGAGUCACAUCCCAAAACUUAUGGAACUAGAUUUAAGUGUCAAUAGCUUGUCUGGGCAUGUCCCAUUAUCUCUCUACAGCAUGCCUUCACUCAAAUACUUAAACUUAGGCAGCAAUGGCCUUGUUGGGCAGAUACCAUCGUACAUCGGUCACUCACUACCGAAUCUCCAGUUCCUUAUAGUGCAAAGCAACAUCCUGGCCGGCCUGAUCCCUACUUCACUUGGCAACGCGUCAAAUCUUCAAGUGCUUGAUCUUUCAAAUAACUCCAUGCAUGGCCCUAUUCCAUCUCUUGGAUCGUUGUCAAAUUUGCGUCAAGUGCUUUUAGGGAUGAAUCAGCUAGAAGCACAUGAUUGGGCAUUCCUUUCUUCUCUAACAAAUUGCACCCAGCUUACAAAAUUGUCCUUGGAGGGAAAUAUGCUGAAAGGCAGCAUACCUAGAUCAGCUUUUAAUCUAUCCACAAGCCUAAAACUUUUGGCACUCGGUUCGAACCAAAUUUCAGGCACCAUACCUGUUGGGAUAAGAAAUCUUGUUAAUCUCACUUUCCUUAGCAUGGAAAACAAUUUGAUUUCCGGGAGCAUACCUCCUACUAUCGGCAAUCUGCACAAACUUUUUAUCCUAAACCUAUCCAAGAACAAAUUAUCAGGUCAGAUCCCUUCCUCGAUUGGUAACAUUACUCAACUGGGAGAGCUUUCUCUUGAUGAUAACCUUUUGAAUGGAAACAUACCUAGUAGUUUAGGUCUGUGCUUGGAGCUGCUUCAGCUAAACUUGUCCUUUAACAGCCUUUAUGGAUUCUUAUCAGAAGAACUAUUUGCUGGCCCUCCCCAUUUUUUGGGUGUGGACCUCUCGCACAACAAUCUCACAGGGGUAAUACCGGAGGACAUUGGCCAACUGGGAAAUGUUGUUCUUCUAAAUGUUUCCAACAAUUUGUUUUAUGGAGGAAUUCCCGGUGUGCUUGGUGGAUGCUUUGCUCUAUCAUCACUACGUAUGGAAGGAAACAAGCUUCAAGGGCAAAUUCCUGCAAGUUUUCAUGCGUUGCUGUCCAUCCAAUAUAUUAAUCUUUCUCGAAAUGACUUGUCCGGUAAUGUACCGAAGUUAUUUGAGAACCUGGCUAUGUUAGAGAAACUCGAUCUGUCUUACAACAACUUUGAAGGGCCAAUUCCAACUGGUGGCUGCUUUCAAAAUUCAACUGUUGUAUUUUUGGAUGGCAACAAGGGACUCUGUUCAAGGUCCUCCACACUGGCACUACCACUUUGUGAUGGCACUCCUGACAUAAAUCACCAUGUGCCAUUGCUGCUGAUAGUAAUACCAUGGGUUACUAUUGCUUCAUUAUUAUUAUUGAUAUGGUUUGUAAUCACUCUUUGGAAGAAAAGGGUGUUUGAAUUUCCACAGUGGGAUAACAUACUGAGUAUGUUUCCUUUUUUUGCCCAUCCAAAGAGAAGAGAAGUGCAAACAUUUCCACGCAACAAGGAGACGCUGAAGAAGGUAUCAUAUGGUGACAUCCUGAAAGCUACCAAUUGCUUUUCUUCAGUCCAUACAAUCAGUUCAACUCGUAGUGGAUCAGUUUAUGUUGGUAGAUUCAAGUAUGAUAAAAGCCUAGUCGCCAUCAAAGUAUUCAACUUGAAUGAACCUGGAGCAUAUGAGAGUUACUUUAUUGAAUGUGAGGUGCUACGGAGCACCCGCCAUCGUAAUCUAAUGCGACCUGUGACCCUAUGCUCAACUUUGGAUACAGAUAACCAUGAGUUUAAAGCGCUAAUCUUCAAGUUCAUGGUUAAUGGCAGCCUUGAAAGAUGGUUGCACUGUGAGUACUACAGUGCUAUGCCGGAGAGAGUGCUAAGCUUAGGCCAGCGGAUAUGCAUUGCAGCAGAUGUGGCUUCUGCUCUCGAUUAUGUCCAUAAUCAACUUACGCCUCCUUUGGUCCACUGUGAUUUGAAGCCAAGCAAUAUCCUUCUAGAUCAUGACAUGACUGCACGCCUUGGUGACUUUGGGUCUGCAAAGUUUCUAUUUCCCGACCUCAUUGUUCCAAAAAGCCUGAUCGAAGUUGGAGGAACAAUUGGAUACAUGGCACCUGAGUAUGGUAUGGGCUGUGAAAUCUCCACGGGAGGUGAUGUGUAUAGCUUUGGAGUGCUUCUUCUAGAGAUGCUUUUGGGAAAGCAGCCCACCGAUGAAAUGUUCGUCGAUGGACUUAGCCUUCAUAAAUUUGCCAACUCCAUGUUCCCAGAUAGAGUUGCAGAGAUUCUAGAUCCCCAUAUGGUGCAUGAGGAACACCAGCUGUGUGCCGAAGUACGGAUGCAUAGCUACAUUAUCCCGCUUGUUGCGCUUGGCCUGUCAUGUUCCAUGGAAUCUCCGAAAGAUAGACCUGGGAUGCAAGAUGUGUGUGCAAAACUUUGUGCUAUCAAAGAAGCUUAUCUGGAGUCUCGUGGUUAGUGCUUGAAUUCUCUUUUGCUGGUACUACUAGGAUGUGUAGUGAGUGACAGAUUCGUACUGUUAACAAUGCAAUUUGUAAUUGCGAGUCUUUCUAUUUGACA
Molecule: messenger RNA, 3686 nt
Organism: Phragmites australis (common reed)
Lineage: Eukaryota; Viridiplantae; Streptophyta; Magnoliopsida; Poales; Poaceae
Product: putative receptor-like protein kinase At3g47110
Exons: 3
Coding region: 400-3585 (1061 amino acids)
Biological process (GO): protein phosphorylation
Molecular function (GO): protein binding; ATP binding; protein kinase activity
Source: RefSeq, a predicted model, not a curated record